UAGAAUGGUGCAGAAAUCUCUCAACGGCGGGGUUUACCCAACUCAAGCCGGAGAGAAGAAGCACAAAGUCGGAUUUGUUGGAUUGGACCCGGGGGCUCCCGAAUCCAGCAGGGAUGGGGCGCUGCUCAUUGCGGGCUCGGAAAGCACCAAGCGGAGCAGCAUCCUCUGCAGACAGAGGUCCAGCAUCUCCGCCGGGAGACCCAGACCGUCGAAGAAAAACGCCAGCUAUCGGAAACUACAGAAUUUCCUCUAUAAUGCGCUGGAGAGACCGCGGGGAUGGGCGUUCAUCUACCACGCUUAUGUAUUCCUCUUGGUCUUCUCUUGUCUCAUACUCUCGGUGUUUGCCACCAUCAAAGAGUUCAAGAAUAGCUCAGAGAGUGCCUUGUACAUUCUGGAAAUUGUGACCAUCGUGGUGUUCGGAGUGGAGUACAUUGUCAGGAUAUGGGCUGCCGGCUGCUGCUGUCGAUACAGAGGAUGGAGAGGGAGGCUGAAAUUUGCCAGAAAGCCUUUUUGUGUCAUAGACAUCAUGGUACUGAUCGCCUCAGUGUCUGUACUGGCAGCAGGAUCUCAGGGCAAUGUUUUUGCCACCUCUGCCAUCAGGAGUUUGAGAUUCCUGCAGAUCCUGCGCAUGCUGCGUAUGGACCGGCGUGGAGGCACCUGGAAGCUGCUCGGAUCUGUAGUUUAUGCCCACAGCAAGGAGCUCAUCACAGCGUGGUACAUUGGCUUCCUGUGCCUGAUCCUGGCUUCCUUCCUGGUCUACUCUGUGGAGAAGGAGUUAAAUGACGAGUUUGAGACCUACGCUGACGCUCUUUGGUGGGGACUGAUCACUCUCACUACCAUUGGCUAUGGUGAUAAGGUUCCUAAGACCUGGUAUGGACGCUUGCUGGCAGCCACAUUCAGCAUGAUCGGGGUGGCCUUCUUUGCACUUCCUGCUGGCAUCCUGGGUUCUGGCUUUGCCCUCAAAGUCCAGGAGCAACACAGGCAAAAACAUUUUGAGAAGAGACGUAACCCUGCAGCAGGCCUCAUCCAGGCUGCUUGGAGGUUUUAUGCUACCAACCUUUCCCGUACAGAUCUGCUGUGUACUUGGGAUUUUUAUGAGCAGACUGUAGCUAUCCCAAUGUACAGGCUUAUUCCACCCCUGAAUCAGCUGGACCUGCUGAGGAAUCUGAAGGGCAAGUCAUUCAGGAAGGAGUCUCAGACAGAAACCUCUCCCAGUAAUGAAAAUGCACACAAAGACAGACUUUGCGGGUGCUGUCCGAGAACUAUUAGUCGGAAGGCCAGCCUGAAGGACAAGGUGUUUCCCAGUCCUUCCAAGGCUCCCAUAGCCAAGGGGAAGGUCCAGUCUCCGGGGCCAGAGGAGGGGGCUGAAGCAAGUCCCAGCAAGGUCACCAAGAGCUGGAGCUUCAAUGAGAAGAACAGAGGGCCGAAGCAUGCCUUCAGAGCCCGCGGCACCACUUCACGCCAAAACUCAGAGGAGGCGAGCCUCCCAGGAGAGGAAAUUGGUGACGAUAAGAGCUGCCACUGUGAGUUUCUUACUCAAGAAUUACCUCCGGGAUUGAAGGUUGCAAUAAGGGCAAUCUGCAUCAUGAGGUUUCUGGUGUCAAAGAGGAGGUUCAAAGAGAGCUUGCGGCCUUACGAUGUCAUGGAUGUGAUCGAGCAGUACUCUGCAGGUCACCUGGACAUGCUGUCUCGCAUUAAGAACCUGCAGACCAGAGUUGACCAGAUAGUUGGUAAAGGUCCUAAAGCUGAAGGAGAGGCUGCAGAGGACCAGAGCAUGAUGGGACGUCUGGUCAAAGUGGAGAAACAGGUGGUCUGUAUGGACAGGAAACUUGAUUUCCUGGUCAAUGUGUAUGUGCAGCGUAUGGGCAUCCCUCGCUCUGAGACAGAGGCCUUUUUCAACUCCAAAGAGCCGUAUCCAGCCCCGCCUUACCACAGCCCAGAGGAGAGCAAGGAGGAGAAGGAGGGAAAAGAGGAGGUGAAGGAGGAAAAGGAGGUGAAGACAUGCUCUGCUGCAGAUGUCCCGUGCUCUGAUGUGUCGGUGGAAAAGAGAGAUCCUUUACUGGGUCGGUCCGUGGCGAGAUCGGUGGGUACUCCCUCCGGCAGCAACAGCCGCCCUUCUACCUCUUGGCAGCACCAACUGCAGCACCCCCUGAGCCAGCCUGCCUGGAACAGCAGCGUGGCCAACACCCCUUCACCGGUCGGUGGCAGCGGCGAGCACUCGCCCACCCUGUUCCGCCUUCCUCCUCCGCCCGCUCCGGUUCACGACCGGUCCUCUUCCGCCCUGGGUGGCAACAGCAGAGAGAGCGGCUCCCAGAGCAGGAGGCGCCACAGGAGGCAGAGGUAUCAGCAGGAUGCCACCGCCGUGGAGAGCGACACCUCUCUCUCCAUCCCGUCUGUUGACCACGAGGAGCUGGAGCGCUCUUUCAGCGGCUUCAGCAUCUCCCAGGCCAAGGAGGACUUCUUUGGGCCUUCUUUCUUUACGGGCUCCGGAGGGGCAGCCGGUGCAGGGACUGAUGCCGGAGCUGGACAUUCACUCUGUGCCAGAGUCAGACCCUUCAUAGCAGAGGGCGAAUCAGACACAGACUCUGACCUCUACGCUCCCUCGCCUCUGUCCUUCACCGGAGAGGUCACUUGUGGAGAGAGGGGAUGGCCAGGACUGAAGUAGGUCAGGAAGGACUGCUCUGCCUGGUGGAGAGGGAUUCAUGGUGAAAGAGGUCGGUGCUGCAGUUGCCAACAGGAGACCUACCAUGAGACUGUGUAGCCAACUGACUGACUGUUGUUGCUGAUGAUUAAAUUACAGACUAUUUUAGGUUACGUGAAUGGGUAUGAUUAGCUAUUUAUUACAGAGGAUGGUGAAAAUACGUUCUUAUUAAAACAACGGGAUUGUCCUUUAUCACCUUUUAUGUUUGUG
Messenger RNA from Seriola dumerili (greater amberjack), 2911 nucleotides. Its product is annotated as potassium voltage-gated channel subfamily KQT member 2-like. Gene Ontology annotation, cellular component: membrane. Gene Ontology annotation, biological process: transmembrane transport; potassium ion transport. The record is from RefSeq and is a predicted model, not a curated record. Lineage: Eukaryota; Metazoa; Chordata; Actinopteri; Carangiformes; Carangidae. The transcript is spliced from 16 exons. Bases 5 to 2665 code for a protein of 886 amino acids. Gene Ontology annotation, molecular function: voltage-gated potassium channel activity.